Nycticebus coucang (slow loris) is the source of this 351-nucleotide messenger RNA. RefSeq names its product defensin beta 127 (gene DEFB127). Gene Ontology annotation, biological process: innate immune response. Gene Ontology annotation, cellular component: extracellular region. The record is from RefSeq and is a predicted model, not a curated record. The transcript has 3 exons. Bases 1 to 351 code for a protein of 116 amino acids. NCBI's taxonomy places the organism in Eukaryota, Metazoa, Chordata, Mammalia, Primates, Lorisidae.
AUGGGACUCUUCUUGACCAUAGGAAUUCUGCUGUUCCAGAAACCCACAGUAACUGAACAACUUAAGAAGUGUUGGGAUAACCAUGUACAAGGACAUUGCAGGAAAAUCUGCAAAAUCGCUGAAAUACGUGCGGUAUUAUGUCCAAAUGGGAGAUUUUGUUGCCUCAGUAUCAAGGAGGUGAUAGCGCGUAGAAGAAUUACGCAGCCACCUCGUCCAAAACGACCAGAAAUUGCACUGACUCUUCCUCAGGAUGAAGAUGAGCCCAUCCACAAUAUCAUGGUUACCUUUAAUCGUCACAUCUCUUUAGCCUCUCUGGUCUUUGACAAUUUCUCAGAAUUUCCUCGUUUUUGA